Molecule: messenger RNA, 1962 nt
Organism: Trichoderma asperellum CBS 433.97
Lineage: Eukaryota; Fungi; Ascomycota; Sordariomycetes; Hypocreales; Hypocreaceae
Biological process (GO): proteolysis
Molecular function (GO): tripeptidyl-peptidase activity; serine-type endopeptidase activity
Source: RefSeq, a predicted model, not a curated record
AUGUUUUGCUACAUUCAACUUAUCUUACUCUUCUUUGUCUAUCUCUUUGGGCCCUGUAAUGCGGAUACGUUACUUCCCAAGAAUCAUUUCGUGGCAAGGAGAAACUUGAAUGAAUUGUUGGGGGCUGCCUUUCCAGUCCAGGUUCACAUUGCCAUCUCUCAAAACAAUGUGGAUCUAGCAAUAGAUUCCCUGUUGAAGGUUUCGGAUCCAACAUCACCAGAAUAUGGACAGCAUUGGUCCGCAGAAAAAGUUGCUACAACUUUUGUUCCCCCUAGACAGAGUACAAAAUCCGUUACAGACUGGCUGAGCAAAUUGGGUAUUCCACCUGCUCGGUUGUCAUCAUCGCACGCUGGAGGACACUUCUUGAUCCGUUCAACUUUGGGAGAAGUCGAACGAAUCUUCAAUAUUACCUGUUCCUAUGAGUCUGGCCGGACAAAUAAAUUAAAAUGCACGGACUAUACCAUCCCGACAUCUGUGUCUCAUUUAGUCGACUAUCUCACAAUAAGCGGUCCGAGGGUGCCUCAGUCAACCUUAAACGUCACCAGAAAAAAACGAGGGCCCGAGCUUGGGGCCCAAUCAAGGCAUCAGACGCAGGACAAAAUUAAGUUGUCCAAUUCUGCAUCAGUAAAUUGUAGCAUAUACACGAUCCCUUCAUGUUUGACUGAGCUCUAUAAUAUCCCCCCAAACACAAACAAGACCGCCAACGCUUCUAAUACAUUCGGUAUUUAUGAGAUCGCAUGGAUGACCUGGCUUCCUGAAGAUCUUGAUAAGUUUUUUGGUCUAUUCCGGCCGGAUCUGGUCGGCCAGCGCCCAGUUGUCGACUCGAUUGACGGUGGAUAUCUACAGACAAGUUACAAUCUCACGCCAUUCAACCUGGAAGCCGAUCUAGACUUUCAAUAUGCUAUGGCUUUGACGAGUCCUGCAACAGUAUUGGAUAUUCAAGUUGGCGAUGAGUUUGUCUCGGGAGACAUAAAUAAUAUGUUGGCAGCUUUUGAUAGAUACUACUGCGGAUCGCUGGAUUCAUCUCUCGACCCCCAGUAUCCUGACCCGCAGCCGGGAGGUUACAACAAGACCGAUUGCGGCAAUGUAACGCCACCAAAAGUGUUGUCAAUCUCAUAUACGGAUCCUGAAGACAAAUUUCCCAUAGCCUACUUGAAGCGGCAGUGUAUCGAAUUCCUUAAACUAGGGCUGAUGGGUGUGACCGUUGUCGCGAGCAGCGGUGACUACGGACCAGCUAGUGGCUAUUCACCUGGAACUUGCAUUAACAAAACCACAGGCGUCUCUAACGCCACAACUGGUGAAUUUAGUCCUCAAUGGCCCGCAGCUUGCCCCUGGAUCACUUCGGUAGGGGGAACUCAGCGACUCACUCAAUCCACGGGCGGGAAUGGUUCCGUCACCGGGACUACAAAUGUAAUAAGAAAUACACAGACGGCAGAUGAAGAGACUGCUUUUAAUGUCGUUCUACCAGGAGUACAAUCCACAUCAGGUGGUGGCUUCAGCAACGUAUUUCCCGUACCAGCUUAUCAGCAUAAGGCAAUUUCCACGUACUUUGAUCGGCGCCACGAGGGUGCACAUCUAGCUAGCCUUCAAGAGAACGGAUUUCUCAACCUCACGCGCGCUGGUCGAGGUUUCCCAGACGUUUCUGCGCUCGCGUCCACUUAUCUAGUCUAUGUCGAAGGCGUGCUCGAGACAGUGUACGGAACUUCAGCUUCAGCUCCCGUUUUUGCCUCUAUUAUAACCCUUAUUAACAACGAGAGACUAAACGCCGGAAAGGCCCCGGUGGGAUUCAUUAAUCCAGUUUUGUAUGCUCACCCUGAUGCGCUGAACGACAUAAAAACGGGUGUAAGCCUGGGUUGUGGAGCCAAUCCGGCGUUUAGAGCUACUGAGGGUUGGGAUGCUGUUACCGGUCUCGGCAGUCCGGAUUUUGCAAGAUUAAAGGAUGUUUUCAUGAAUAUCUUAUAA